CUGCUGUGUGUAACUGGGAGGGAGGGGCUACCAGAGGCAGGGAAGGGUGGAGCCUCUGGGAUUAUAAAUUCCAAAAAGGCCGCUCAACUCCCAGAGCCUGGUCCCAGAAAAUCUACUCUGUCAGCUGCUGCAGCUGCUACCAUUCUCAAGACUCUCACAAUGAAAGGCCUUUUGCUGCUCACCCUAUCUGCUCUGCUCUGCUGGGUCUCAGCUGACAUUCGCUGUCACUCCUGCUACAAGGUCCCUGUGCUGGGCUGUGUGGACCGUCAAUCGUGCCGCCUGGAGAAAGGACAACAAUGCCUGACAACCCAUGUAUACCUCGGUAAGAUGUGGGUUUUCUCCAACCUGCGGUGUGGCACACCAGAACACCCUUGUCAAGAAGCUUACAACCAAACCAACAACAAGCUGGGCCUGACCUAUAACACUACCUGCUGCAACAAGGACAACUGUAAUAGUCCAGCCCCACGGCCUACUCCGGCUUUGGCCCUCAUCUUUUUCACAUCCUUGGCUGGCCUUGGCCUCUGGCUGAUGCACUGAGACUCACUCCAUGGCUGCUCCUCCUCCCACCUGCCUUAGCCUGAGCCUCUAUCCCUGUGUCUGUGUUUCCCUUAGCUUCCCAGAAUAGUCUCUCCCUAGCUCCCUUUGCUCUGAAAUGCUUUUCCCCAGUCCCUGCCCUUCCUUUAAUUAAACAGUACCCCAGCGUG
Molecule: messenger RNA, 704 nt
Organism: Nycticebus coucang (slow loris)
Lineage: Eukaryota; Metazoa; Chordata; Mammalia; Primates; Lorisidae
Gene: LY6G6C
Product: lymphocyte antigen 6 family member G6C
Exons: 3
Coding region: 160-537 (125 amino acids)
Cellular component (GO): protein-containing complex; external side of plasma membrane
Source: RefSeq, a predicted model, not a curated record